Messenger RNA from Hippocampus comes (tiger tail seahorse), 2137 nucleotides. RefSeq names its product RNA binding protein, mRNA processing factor 2a (gene rbpms2a). Bases 474 to 1166 code for a protein of 230 amino acids. The transcript is spliced from 9 exons. The record is from RefSeq and is a predicted model, not a curated record. Gene Ontology annotation, molecular function: RNA binding; protein homodimerization activity. Lineage: Eukaryota; Metazoa; Chordata; Actinopteri; Syngnathiformes; Syngnathidae.
AGCUGAGGCGGAUCUGCAGCCUGAUUACGUCCGCGCACACACAUAAUUGAUGACCUAAUUGCGGAGCGGGAGGAGGAGAAAAGUUGACUUGUUCCUCCUGUUCACAUGUAGUCCCACAGCUGAAGGCAUUGAUGUGAGCCGAGAGGCUGUGAGCUUUUUAUUUCACUUCUUUCCCCCGUCUUUCACCUUCACACACGGCGCACAAAUCCACAUUCUCACUUUUAGUUUAGCGCGGCUGCGUUUGUUUUUCCGUCACUCCCUUUUCCCCCCCUUCAUCGCCUUCUUUUUGGGGAGAGGAACAUUCAUUCCUUUUGAAACGCGAAUUGAAGCCGUUUUGAAGGAGAAAACCAAACCGCCAACGUCUUCACCGCCUCACCGCUCCACCUCGAGUUGAACGACCUUCACCGGACUGUCACAGCCGCCGCAACUCACCACGGCCAACACGCACUCGGCGCCGCGGCGGCAUCUUCAACAUGAGCCUUAAAACGGACCCGGAGCCCAACAACGUAUCCCUGGAGGAGGAGGUACGAACACUGUUUGUCAGCGGCCUACCAGUUGACAUCAAACCACGGGAACUGUACCUUCUCUUCAGGCCUUUUAAGGGUUAUGAAGGGUCACUGAUUAAGUUAACAUCAAAACAGCCAGUCGGGUUUGUAACCUUUGACAGUCGAUCUGGAGCUGAAGCAGCAAAAAAUGCUCUAAAUGGCAUCCGUUUUGACCCAGAAAGCCCACAGACCCUGCGCUUAGAGUUUGCUAAAGCCAACACGAAGAUGGCAAAGAGUAAGCUGAUGGCCACACCGAACCCCACAAAUAUCCACCCUGCUCUAGGAGCACACUUCAUUGCACGGGACCCAUAUGACCUGACAGGGGCAGCACUGAUCCCUGCCUCCCCGGAUGCGUGGACCCCUUACCCGCUGUACACAACAGAGCUGACCCCCGGCCUCCCUCAUGCGGCCUUCACUUAUCCUGCGGCGGCCGCCGCUGCCGCAGCCCUUCACGCCCAGGUGAGGGACCAACCGGUGUGUGUCUCUCUUCUACCUUGCACGAUUCUUUGGGCCACACCUGUGGGGGCCAUAGCCACGAGAUGCCAUGAUGCGCUGGUACCCGACUCCUUCAGAGACUUCCCAGCCUGGAUGGAAGUCCCGCCAGUUUUGUUAGAUACUUAGCGCCUGGAAACCACACCUUUGUCCAGUUGAAGUGAGGUUUGCCAAGCUCAUUAAUUUAAUCAGGUUUAUUUAAUGGACAAAUGUGCAUUAGUUAACAGUAUUUAUAUCUCCGCCAAUUGUCUCUGGGGGGGAGUCAGAGUAGAAAACCACCUUGCUGUUGACAAUCUCCAUGUGCCCCCUUUUUGUGGUACAUCUUAGCACUUGCAGGAACCUUUUGUGAACUAGUCCAAGCUCCAUGGAUCAUUGUUGCUGAGGAAAAUUAACACCGUGAAGUUGUAAAGAUCUUACCCCUGGCCUCAAGUGUCAAGUCAUUGCAUGUUCAAGUCUUUUUGGCAUGAAUUUAGAACAGAGUUCUGCGUAUCUUAAUUUUCUUAGUUUGUGUUGCCUCUUUACCUUGGUCUGGGCAGUGAAAUGUUUUGCCUCCCUGUUGCUCCUUGUCUUUCCUCUGUUCAAUGGCUUAUCUCGCAUGGACCUUGUGAAGGUAACGCUGUGUUCUGACAAUCCCAGUCCCUGUGAUCCUGUCAUUAUUUGACCAGAAUAAAGUACAAGUAUUUUUGUACUUUUUGUGUAGUGUGUAUAUAUAUAUCUGCAUUUUUGUGCAACUUAAAUGAACAUGUAUAAGUUGAAUGUUUAGUUGUCCCUUGUGUUUUCAGUGUUCAUUUUUGUUCCUGUAAUCCUGUUAAAAUAGUUUUAGAGGAAGAAAAGUGCAAUUUGUUUAAAUAGGGAUUGGGUGUCUGUCCCCCCAAAAAUGGAAGUAUUCUGAACAUGGCGUGUGCCGGUCUGCUAAAAUGAGAUUGCUGUGAAACGAUCUUUCAGAAUGUGAAACUGGACUACAAACUUUUGAAAUGGGCAAGCAGGAAUGGAGGGGAGGAAUUUAGUUUGUGGUUUAGAAACAUGUUUGUCUCUGUAUCUGCUGUGCAUAAGAUGUAAACAAACAUACCCAUCUUAUGAAUAAAAAGUGAAUGCAUUUC